Messenger RNA from Coprinopsis cinerea okayama7#130, 1833 nucleotides. Its product is annotated as monosaccharide transporter. Gene Ontology annotation, biological process: carbohydrate transport; transmembrane transport. The transcript has 10 exons. Lineage: Eukaryota; Fungi; Basidiomycota; Agaricomycetes; Agaricales; Psathyrellaceae. Gene Ontology annotation, molecular function: carbohydrate:proton symporter activity. The record is from RefSeq and is a predicted model, not a curated record. Gene Ontology annotation, cellular component: membrane. The coding region runs from base 1 to 1833 and encodes 610 amino acids.
AUGCCUCUCUUUUACCUGCAGGGCAUGCCCAUCGGCGGCGUGUCCCUGAUGCUUGCCUGUGUAGCCAGUAUAGGUGGUUUCAUCUUCGGUUACGAUACCGGCCAGAUCAGCGACAUUCUUGUCAUGGACGACUUUCGACAACGUUUCGGAAACUGCACAAAUCCAUCCGAUCCUUCGACGUGCGAGUUCACCAAUGUUAGAGCUGGGUUAAUUGUCUCUUUGCUGAGUAUCGGCACACUGUCCGGAGCAUUAGCGGGUGCUGUUAUCGCAGAUUUCCUUGGGCGUAGAUGGGCCAUGAUCUCAGAAUGUCUCCUAUUUUGCGUCGGCCUCAUCAUUCAGAUGACGACGUUCACGGUUUGGCAACAAGUCGCUGUGGGUCGCUUUGUGGCAGGUCUAGCUAUCGGAGCUCUGAGUGCAGCCGUCCCAAUGUAUCAAGCCGAGACCGCUCCUACGCAGCUUCGUGGAACUCUAACGGCCACAUACCAACUGUUCAUCACGGCCGGUAUCCUUGCUGCAUAUUCCAUCGGUAUCGGAACGAGAGACCUCACAGGCGCGGCGCAAUGGAAAACACUCAUUGGUAUUGGUUUCGCUUGGCCGGCCUUGCUUAUCUUUGGCAUGUUGUUCAUGCCAGAAUCACCCAGAUGGCUCGCCGCCAAAGGUCGUUCCAAAGAAGCCGCUCGCGCCAUUGCUCGGACCUAUGGUAUCCCCCAGAAAGAAGCCGACUCCAACCGCUUCGUACAAGCUGAAGUCGACGAAAUUAUUAACCAGUUAGAAGCCGAACGUCGCCUCAAAGCCGGUUGGAUUGACUGCUUCAGGACCAACAACAUGACACUAUACCGAACCAUCCUCGGAAUGUCGCUGCAAAGUCUUCAACAACUUACCGGAGCGAAUUACUUUUUCUACUACGGAGCGACGAUAUUCAGGGGAGUCGGUAUCGCCGACUCGUUCGUGAGUCAGAUCAUCCUCGGAGCUGUGAAUUUUGGGUGUACAUUCGGAGGUCUUUAUGUUAUGGAACGGUUCGGACGACGGUUGCCCUUGAUCUGGGGUGGCCUAUGGCAAGCUCUGUGGCUUUUCGUUUUCGCCGCCGCUGGAACGGCAAGAGACCCACUAUACAACGAAUCGGUCGGAAAACUUAUGAUCACGAGCGCCUGUCUUUUCAUUCUCGGAUACGCGACGACUUGGGGUCCAGGUAUCUGGAUUUUGAUUGGUGAAACGUUCCCCACCCGAACCCGCGCAAAACAGGGUGCGCUGGCGACUGCCUCCAAUUGGACUUGGAACUUCCUCAUCUCUUUCUUCACCCCGUUCAUCACUUCCUCCAUCGGCUUCCGAUACGGAUUCGUGUUCGCAGCGUGCAACUUGACGGGCGCUGUCGUCGUCUAUUUCUUCCUUUACGAGAGUUCGAAUUUGUCUUUGGAGAGUGUUGACAACAUGUACAACGACCCCGACUGCAAAGCGUGGAAUUCACGCCACUGGGUUCCCGCAGGAUACUCCUCCCGCUUCGACCUCGUCGAACAGACCAAAGCUGCUCAAGCUCGCAAACCUUUCGCAAAACCACAAGGCGACGAGCAGCGUAUGGAGAAGGCGGGGGACAUAAACUCGGAGGCCAGCUCUGCCGCGUCCGCUGAGCGAGGAGAAGUAGUAAUACGGCCCAUCUCGACCAUGCGCGCACGUUCACGGUCGCAGGCCUUCGACGAGGAUGAUGAUGUCGAUCGAGAGCACCCCUUCGUUGACGGCCAUGGACCGGGAAGCCCAGGAUAUCCGGUACGCUUGACGCAGAGCGGACCUCGAGGAGGGGGAGGUAUACAUCAUGAAGAUGGACAUGGAAACUAUUGA